GCUUCGUUCCUGUUUUUUUUUUUUUUUUGGAGUAAAAUAACGAAGCUGCUCCAGUGGAGUCACGUGUUUCCUGUCGCCAGACCCUUUGGAUCCUAAGAACUUUUAGGUCCUGGCAGUCAGGGGUGGAGGAGCUGUCUCACGAGGUUCACCGUUACGGACCGCUUCCAGCUUCCAGCAAAGAUGGCCACCUUUCGCCUGGGCUCCAGCUGCUCCUCACGUGGAAUUGCCAGCGUCCCUGAGCAGCACUACGACGUGCUGGAGCACGGUGAGGAAGAUGCUGCAGACCCAAACAAGUUGCUUCAGUGUCCAUAUGAUAAGAACCACCAGAUCCGUGCCAGUCGCUUUCCCUAUCACAUCAUCAAAUGUCGUAAGAACCACCCCAAGCUGGCUAGUGAGCUGAAAACAUGUCCCUUCAAUGCAAAGCACCUAAUAGCCCCCCAUGAGUUUUCGCACCAUAUUGCCAACUGUGUGAACAAGCAGGCAGUCAGUGCUGAUAACUCUGGCAGUGCUGAUAUGCAGCGAAAGUGGCACGUGCCUGUCAGCACGUGGACAAACCCUGACAGUGGGGAAGACUGGGAGAAAGAAAGUGAAGAGAUGCCAGAAACCCCUUUUGUCUGGGGGGUGUCAAACUGUCAACCUGACAGUAAGAGGCCACUUCCUGCUCCAUCAGACAAGCCAGUGGGCCUCCGUGCUCCAAGGACUUUGCCGUGGCAGAUGUAGGCAGUUUUGUGGGCCCGCUGUUCUACUCAUCUCUGAGGAGAAGCAAAGUGAUUCUUUUAAUUUUCUUUUAAGGUUUUGCUUUUUAAGCCUUUGCUUUUCAAUAAUAACAAUGCUUUUAAUUUCCCCCCCCCCCCACUUAAGCACACGUUUUGAAUUUCAUCGACACGCAUUAAAGUUUCUAUAGUAA
This is a messenger RNA of Brienomyrus brachyistius, 907 nucleotides long. RefSeq lists its product as uncharacterized. NCBI's taxonomy places the organism in Eukaryota, Metazoa, Chordata, Actinopteri, Osteoglossiformes, Mormyridae. The transcript has 8 exons. The record is from RefSeq and is a predicted model, not a curated record. Bases 181 to 720 code for a protein of 179 amino acids.